GCCUGUUCCCAAUCCCAAAACGUGCACCCGCGAAAUUUUCCCGUUAUGUCUCUCCAUUUUCACUUUAACUAGUGUCUAACACCCAUUAAUUCUCCCUAACAUCCAGGAUGAGGACGUCAGUCAGCGUUAAAAAAAAUUUUAUCACUGUAUCUUCUCGUCGGGUAUUUUUAUUUAUGAUGAUUCACAGCACGCGAUAACUCGUCGACGUGAUAUUUAAAUAUUCAUAACUCCAUCGGUUUGCCUCAAUUAUUUAUCGGUCCAUUGACGAUAAUUCUGAGUGAUGAUGAGCCGAGAUGAGGGCAUGACGAUUUAAUGAGUCGGGGACUUUUGAGUGGUGGAUUCGAAUGUGCUCGCGUUUUUGGAUGAUUAGGUCGAUUUAACUGAUUAAUCGGCCGUUGGAGACAUUCUGUAUUGAUCAUGCUGGUUAAUGUAUCGUGUGUCAUUGAUUUGAGUCUGGAGCGAUCAAAGUUGACUUCCCCAUACGAUAAAGACGCGAUAACAAUGAGAUCCACACAUUGACGGCAAGAAAGUUGGAUUCUCGAGCGGAAAACAUUAUUCGGAAACAUUGAUUUCAAUAAGAACGCUGAGGAGGAGGAUGGCAGAGCUCGAGACGCUGGAUAGCACUGAGUGCUUGGAGUGCUCAGGGCCGCCGCCCGUUUUUCGGCUGCCACCACCACCUCGGCCCCCUUUUCUAACUGAGGGUACUUUCUGCUCUGAGGCACCCCUAGCAGAACUCGAGGACUGCGUUGCCAUUCCCAUGAUUGAUGCAUCCUAUCACACAAAUCCGUCGCUACAGAAUACUGCCCUCAUCAUCACAUGCGCCGUUGUCUUACUAUUAAUGGCAGCCAUUGUCUCCGUUGUAUUUUGGAAGCACAAGAGAAAAGUCCAGGGUUUGUUGCCGUGCAAGAGUGCAGCAGCAGCGGCAGCGGCAGCAGCAGCAGCAGCAGCAGCAGCUAAUCGUCGUAAUCUGGGUGAGGGUCAAACACUUCAAGGUGGAAAUACAACGGGGAGCGGUCUACUGUACGAGGAUCUACCCGAGACAACACCCCACAACCAGCUGCACAAUCACUUAUCAGUGCACAGUGGUCCACCGACAAUAGAGAUGCUCGAUGUGAAAGAGGGUAGCCGAGGUCUAUUCGUAUGUAGCAGUCCUGGACCCGAUCCAUACAUAUCCCAGGACCUCUACAAUCCCGUGUACGAAGAGCUGAACAAUGGGGACCACGAUACAGACGAUGAGAGUGAAUUGAACGCGCGUAAUCGGCUCAAUCAUUACCACCAGUCGCACCCUCGUCAUCACGCAGCAUCAAAACCAGUGAGUGAGGACGAAUUCGCUGAGGAUGAGUUAUCACUUGGUGAGCCAUCAGAAUCAAAAAUCCUCACCUCAACCCGUCCGACAUGGAGUACCUGUCCAACAUCUUCGCGUUUAUCACGCGAGCGUCGCGGAAAGAGUCCUAAAAGCUUAGACAGACGUAGAAAGGAAAAGGGAAAUGAUGUUGGUGAAUUUCAUGAGGGUAUGCUGCUCGACGCACUCCUUCAACUCUAUCCCAACGUUGCGGGUGUUGCUGGUUCACGAACCAGCACCAGUAAACGACAGAAAUCCGUCCCAUCGGUGGCCCACAAACUGCCAUACUUUGUGCCGCAAAUACCAGCGACUCAACCAGUCAGAGUAGACGAGAAUCCUUACGAGAGUGUACCUGUACUGGGUCCCCUUCAUCACUACACAAAUCAAACUAAAACCAACAAUAAAGACAAAUGUCGCUCAGCGAAUUCCACACGUGAGCGUUAUCCAAAGUGUUCGCAAUAUGCUACCGAGUAUUUUGAUCUCCGCAAUCAGGACAAUAUAGCGCCAAUUUACACUCAAGUUGAUGGUGAUUACUCAGAUUCUUAUGCCCAGCCAGCAGAUAGAAUCUACAGUGACGAUAAAUACGAACAGCCAGUUUACUAUAUGUCACGUAAUAACGAUCAAAUGGCGACUGGACGACUAUACCAGGGACUACCGGACAGCAGUUUUGGUAGUGACAGCGGAUACAGUCAUCACACAUCGGGAACAACUGGUACGAAUGGAACAAGAAGCAGUAUUACAAAUAUCAACUACAGUCGUAAAGAGAAACACAGGAAUUCUCAUCAUUCGCACCAUUCCGCUGACUUCAUAUUGUCGUAAUACUAGUCUUUUAUCAGUGAGUCAUAGCAACGAGGCAGAAUAAGGUGAUAAACCACGUACGGAUGGCUAAAUUCAUUGCUUCGUAUAAUUUUUCUAGUGAGUUUUAGGUAUACGAGACUAUUUAAUAUAUGAACAUUUAAUUGCGAGUUGUGGAAAGGCUCAGGUUUGUGCACCAAAGGUUUUUAAAUAAUAAAUGAGUUAUUAUGUGAGUCAAAAGCGUUCAUUAUACUAAAAAUGUAGGGCCUAGAUGGCCAGGAACGACUGUUUAUCGUGUACGAGUAGGUACACUUAGAAGUUAUUUCGAUUAGAUGGGGGAUAUUUCCGUGGAGCGAGGAAAAUGUGAAUGAAUAAAGUGAGAAAGGUGUCAUCAGUCCUGUACAGACACUAACCGUACUUUAAAUAUAGUGUAAAUUGAUUAUUUAUGAAAUUUUUGAGGUGAGAGUCGCUGCAUUGUAUAUAACGAGAAUUGUAGAGAAAUUGUAUCAUACGCGUUGUAGAGUACUUAAUCGAAACAUAUUUAAAGAGGAAUAUUAAUAUAUGAUUUUUAAAUUUUAAUAUAAUAAAAGAUGAUCGACGAUGGUCGAUUCAUAGCGGUAGUUCCUUGAAUAAAAAUUUGUGAUUGUGAUGAUGAAUUUGUUUGAAAAACAUCUUCAUUUGAAUUCAUGGAGAAUGACAUCUUCCUGUUUCUUUCUCGUCAGCAAUUUCCGGUGGAAAAUUUGAUUAUUAUCACUUGACAGCGAGGCCGUCUGAGAGGAAUAAAUUAUAAUACAAUCAAUGAGUGAAUCGAGCCAUGUAUGAGUGAGUUUGUAACAGAAAA
Fopius arisanus is the source of this 2978-nucleotide messenger RNA. It is a transcript of the gene pxb, whose product is annotated as pxb. The coding region runs from base 596 to 2161 and encodes 521 amino acids. Lineage: Eukaryota; Metazoa; Arthropoda; Insecta; Hymenoptera; Braconidae. The transcript has 8 exons. The record is from RefSeq and is a predicted model, not a curated record.